Molecule: messenger RNA, 658 nt
Organism: Dimorphilus gyrociliatus
Lineage: Eukaryota; Metazoa; Annelida; Polychaeta; Dinophilidae
Source: the annotation of a GenBank genome assembly
AAUGAGUGAAGAAAACUCUAUUCCAUUAUUCUUGUGGGAUAAAGCUAUAUUAAAGAACAAAAUAAGGAAAAUAAAAGUUAUUCAUCCACCCGAUUUAUUCUCUCUUUACGCUGUGCUGCAUCAUUUAAAGGAGAGUGAAAGAAGAUUUGUCGCCUAUUCAUUAAAUACAUCUGGAAAAAAUUUCCAACAAACGACUAAAGACGAUUUUUACGUUAAAGAAUUAAAAAAAUUAACUAAUAAAUAUGAUGAAGGAGAAGAAAAUCUAGAGGAUACCUUCAAGCCAGGCUCUAAUGUUGCCAUAUAUACGGCAAACCUACUUAAACCUAAGACAGCUCAUGAAUUAUCAAAAUGGAAAACAGCUGGUAAAAUUUUGACCAAACAAAAAAGGAAUAAGACUAUUGCCGAUAUAACUCAAGAAUUCCUGAGGCGUGUAGCUAUUAAGAAGAAUAAUGAAAAAAAUACAGAGACGGCUUCAGUUUCAUCGCUUGACGAAUUAAACCAAUUAAAAGCGGAAAAAUCUAUUGAUAGGCCUACACUUAACAACGAGGUUAUAAGUCAUAUUAAUGCAUUGAAUAAUAUCAAGCCUAUAUACACAAACAAGAAGUGGGCGAAGGGUGAUUUUGUUGACAUUGGUGGACGAAUAAAGACAAAUCUCUAG